Oncorhynchus nerka (sockeye salmon) is the source of this 2389-nucleotide messenger RNA. Its product is annotated as eukaryotic translation initiation factor 4E type 3-like. The transcript has 9 exons. Gene Ontology annotation, biological process: translational initiation. The record is from RefSeq and is a predicted model, not a curated record. Bases 361 to 1023 code for a protein of 220 amino acids. Gene Ontology annotation, cellular component: eukaryotic translation initiation factor 4F complex. Gene Ontology annotation, molecular function: translation initiation factor activity; RNA 7-methylguanosine cap binding. NCBI's taxonomy places the organism in Eukaryota, Metazoa, Chordata, Actinopteri, Salmoniformes, Salmonidae.
AAAAAUAUCCACUCUACGCGCGCGGCACCUAAUCUGAACACGUAAGGAUCAACAAAAACAAUCUAAAGCAAUGAAUAAUGAAGGGCAUGCUCCGUAUGUCCCUUGACCUAUCCUUAAACCCAAAAAACAAGGGAGCUAAUCAAACAUUCCGUAGUAAGGUAUUAUUAAGGAUACGUUUAUUGAUAUCCUUCAUAUGCACUGAAAUUGAAAAAUAAAGGGUACUGACCAACAAUUGAAAUUAAGUGUGGAUUUCGCCUGCCGUUUAUGACAAGAACGUUUGGCCUGCAGACAGCUAGACGUCGUCGUUUUACUGAUGUUGUGGCGCCAGACCGGUGAAGCUACGAAUGAGUCAGCAAAGAAAUGGCCGUUCCUGCUGUCCCAACCCUGCAGCUGAACAACACAGUAAGUCAAAACUCCGCUGAACGUAACAUCCAUAUUGACGAAAGAGAAUUGGAGAACAUCACGAACAACGAUGGAAACGGCACCCUCCCAUUACAUUCUCCGUGGACUUUUUGGCUUGAUAGAUCUUUACCAGGAACAACCGCAGCAGAAUGUGAAUCAGGUCUGAAAAAAAUCUACACUGUGCAAACAGUUCAGAGCUUUUGGAGCGUGUACAACAAUAUACCUGGAGUUUCCAGUUUACCACUGAGAUGUAGCUAUCACUUAAUGAGAGGAGAGAGAAGACCACUCUGGGAAGAAGAGAGUAAUGCAAAGGGGGGAGUUUGGAAAAUGAAAGUACCCAAAGAAAGCACUCCUGCUGUAUGGAAGGAGUUACUGUUAGCCACUAUUGGGGAGCAAUUCACUGAUUACUGUGCUUCGGAGGAUGAGGUGGUUGGUGUUAGUGUCAGCAUACGAGACAGAGAAGAUGUUGUCCAAAUCUGGAAUGGAAUUGCCUCGUUUGCUAAUGAAGCAAACGUCCUAGGACGGAUCUAUGAACUUCUUCCACAGAUAACUUUUAAGGCAGUAUUCUAUAAGCCACAUGAGGAGCAUCAUGCCUUCGAAGGAGGUCGCCCAAGACAUUAGCACGCUUUGCACAUUUUACACUGUUGUUUUUGGUCUUCGAAAUGGACUGAAUUGUCCCCUAAUCUGAGCUCUACUGUCUUUUGUAAAUGUGUUAUACAAUUACUUCAGUUUGGGCAGACAGAAAAUAUAAUAGCUGGAGCUUCAUUUUAGGAUGACUGAUAGACAUGUACUUUAGUGUUUGUUUUUUAUACAAAGAUAUUUAGCUAAAACUGAAGAGGACAAUAGUUGAUCAUGUAUACAUAUUUGUUUUUACCACAUUUGAUCUCCACAGUGCAAUUUUACCAGAGCCUUUUAUUUGUUAUCACAGGUUCUAGAUCUCACAAUAUAUUUUCAGUAUGUAAGGGAUUUACAUUGUUACCUUAUUCUAGAAUGAAUGAAGAGUCUUUUCCUCAAGACAGUAAUAUUCAUAUGGUUUUAUGCAAAAAUGUUGCACAUUCUCAAUGUUUUUUUGUUUGGUAGGUUUUUUUUGGGGGGGGGGGGGGUUAGGGGAAAGAAAGCUGUUAACUGUUACUUGUUGUUGGAUUUGUAAAGUGACACCAACUUUUGUACAAAAACAAAAUCAGAAAAUGUUACUAGAAAAAAAUAUAUGCAGUAGUUUACCCAGAGUGUUUUUGUAAUAGCGGUGGAUCAUGGACAAACACACUCAAUAUUGUUUUUUCCGAAAUGCACAAGCCUUUUUCAUUUUUACUACAAUAAACAGGAUCUCUAUUACUGUUUCUUCAGUUCACUGAGGCUAAUUUCUAAGUUGUGCGUGCACAUGUUUAUUAUAAGCUCCACGAAAGGGAUUUGAUCAAGAAAUAUUACAUUUAUAUUGUGAAUAUUAUUCUCAUUAAAGUCCUACAAACUUUACAUUACAUACAUUUACAUUUAAGUCAUUUAGCAGACGCUCUUAUCCAGAGCGACUAAAAGAAACCCUUCUUAAAAUAAAUAAAAAUGUAUGCUGUAUGAACUGUGCUUUGAGUUGAAUGAGUACUUCUCUUUACCAAAAACCUUUCUUAACCCUCAGUGGUGUGAGAGUGCAUAUUCCCUGCCAAGCAUUUAUGUUUUGUAACCUUGUAAAUGUUAUCAGAUGCCAUCUCUGUAGUUGAUCAAUGUCCUUCUCUGUGACUCAGGUCAUCCAUGUUCAAAUACCAAGAUUGAUUAGUCUCCUAGAGAGAAACUAAUCAUCUUAGACUGUAUAGCUGGGUAUUGUUGCUGUUUUUAAUGAAAGUAUUUGUUUUAGUAAGUCUUUGGAAUGGUGCCUUGUGUUCCCCUAGGGUUUCGUUCUUGAAUGCUGUUUAUUUUCAACAUAUUGAACCAGUCAAAAUGUAAAAUAAAUAUUUUUGCGGAUUUUGAUAUAUGAAAAAAUAAAAAUGCAAAACAUGUA